AUGCAUGGAAAAAAUAUAUUGCCACUAAUGCUGACUUUGUCCCUAGAAGCAGAACAUGGCUAUGCAUCAGUGUUACCCUUCGAUAGUGACUAUUCCAGAAAGAAAACAAAGGCAGGCACCAUGGCCAGAAAAUCCCAGAAUAACAGGUCAUCACACAACGAACUAGAAAAACAUAGGCGGGCUAAACUCCGGCUAUAUUUGGAACAGCUAAAACAGCUUGUGCCUCUCGGGCCGGACAGCACCAGACACACCACUCUAAGUCUGUUGAAAAGAGCUAAGAUGCAUAUCAAG
Molecule: messenger RNA, 291 nt
Organism: Cariama cristata (Red-legged seriema)
Lineage: Eukaryota; Metazoa; Chordata; Aves; Cariamiformes; Cariamidae
Product: max dimerization protein 4-like
Exons: 3
Biological process (GO): regulation of transcription by RNA polymerase II
Molecular function (GO): protein dimerization activity; DNA-binding transcription factor activity, RNA polymerase II-specific; RNA polymerase II cis-regulatory region sequence-specific DNA binding
Source: RefSeq, a predicted model, not a curated record